AUGGGGCAAAUAGUAAAAUUUGGAAGAACUCUAUCCCAGAUUGGUGUCUCAAGGUUUGAUCCUAAGGAAGGAUGGCAACAGAAGUUGAAUGACCAAAGAAGCCUAGAGAUAUACAGCAAAAUUCCAAAAAAAUCAGAAUAUUCUGAACCAGAGGAAACUGAGAACCAUCUACAAACUGAAAAGCUUCGUCCUGAAAGCUUAUCUUCCUCUGAAAUAUUUUAUCUGCUGUCUGUAAACGCUCUACUAUCCUGUGGAAAUGUUCAGCGCACAAGAUGUCAGAAAUACAAAACUAGCCACGCCAACCGUAUGAUUAUGGGCCCAGUGGCAGAAUGGUUGGAAGGCAAGCUAAUGAAUAUAGUGCAGAAGGGAUAUGUAAAGAAGAGGGAGGAUAAAAGACUUCAAACAGCCCAGAUAAAUGCAGCCCUCUCAGUUGCAAGGCUGUCUACCGUAGUUGCAGGAACUAUUGGAAAUUGCUCCUUCGGGUCAAAUAAUUUGAGUGGCAUGAAGAUGCAUGCUGCAAUCACAUCAGCUGCAGCGCUGGUGGCAGCCUCAUGUGCUGAGGUGGCAAAAUCUGCUGGAGCUACCAGGGAACAGGUUUCAUCAGUCAUUAAUAUGGGAUUGGAGACUAGAGCACUGGGAGAUUUGCUCACACUAACUACUAGCGCGGCAGCCUGUCUAAGAGGGGUUGAGGGUCUUAAGAUGCGGACAAACAACUGUUCCUUGAAGGCCGCAUGA
Messenger RNA from Miscanthus lutarioriparius, 735 nucleotides. The record is from the annotation of a GenBank genome assembly. Lineage: Eukaryota; Viridiplantae; Streptophyta; Magnoliopsida; Poales; Poaceae.